Toxorhynchites rutilus septentrionalis is the source of this 6246-nucleotide messenger RNA. It is a transcript of the gene Dscam3, whose product is annotated as cell adhesion molecule Dscam2. Gene Ontology annotation, biological process: dendrite self-avoidance; axon guidance; homophilic cell-cell adhesion. The transcript has 23 exons. Gene Ontology annotation, molecular function: cell-cell adhesion mediator activity. The record is from RefSeq and is a predicted model, not a curated record. Bases 531 to 5846 code for a protein of 1771 amino acids. Gene Ontology annotation, cellular component: plasma membrane; axon. Lineage: Eukaryota; Metazoa; Arthropoda; Insecta; Diptera; Culicidae.
UAUUUCGUGACGCUUGGUCGUGUGGUUCUCGAUGUGUCUAGCGCGUUGGAUACGUUCUCUGAAAAUUGAUUCUCUAAUACUGAUUUUUAUCUCUUCUUGAUUUGAUUCAGUAUCCUGUAUAAUGAUAGACUAUGUAUCAAUGAACAGAGUGAUGUAGCAAGUUGAAGUGGUUUAAUUUUAUUGAUGGGUGAUGGCUUGUUUACUCGGCGAUGUACAAGAAGCAGCUCAGAUUGAAUGCAGCUCUAUUACUCUUUCGAUUCCUGCAUUUGAAUUAGGAUUUGGAGUGAUAUGAACGCGCCAAGAAAGAAGGGAUUAACAGUGAUAGUUUGUAAGUGAGACGGGUUUUUGUGUUUCGUUGUGAAAGCAAAAAGUUCAUAGAAUCAUAAUGUGAUAUAUUUGAAAUGGGAAAUUACGCAGAUGAUUGAUAGUUUCGUGAAUAUGGUUUGAAGACUGUUGUUGGAAUCGGAUACUUGCGCUAUUUGAACACCAUAUAUUAGGAACGGAGUUGAAACCGUUGUACGCAUUGAUUCAUGAAGAAGAUGCGAGUGUUUUUGCUGCUUAGUGCUUAUUUUUCUGGCAUAUUACGUAAGGAUAUUGACGCAUUCGGAACACCGAACCACGCAACAAAAAGUAGCAAUAUACAUAUUGUUCAAUAUCUGAAACAGCUGCCAUCAAACGUUAUCUUUAGUAAUGAUACUGGAAACUCUCAAUUGGUAUGUAAUGUUUAUGGCUCAUCACAAGCACAUAUAACAUGGAUUUCGGAGGACGGCAGCGUGGUGACCAACGUUCAAGGAUUGAGGCAAAUUCUACCCAAUGGCACAUUGUAUUUUCCACCGUUUGCCAGUCAUUUAUUCAGAACUGAUGUGCAUGACACAACCUAUAGAUGCAGAAUUUCUUAUCUUCAUUAUAAAUUGUUAAGUAGGAACGUUAAAGUGCGAGCAGUUUUACGUGAAACAUAUGAUGUGUAUGUAGAAAAGGUCGAUGUUAUUCUUGGAAAUACCGCUUUUUUGCGUUGCCAUAUUACUCCCUAUGUACACGAAUUUGCUAAGGUGUCAGCAUGGUACCGUGAUAAAGAGUUGUUCAUCCCAGAACAAUCGGAAUAUGGCACACGUUUCACGGUUGCAACUCCGAGUGGUGAUUUGUAUAUACGAAGUGUUACCGUUGAAGAUAAACAAAAGCCGUUUUCUUGUGUAAUGACUGAUACGUUAACCGGAAAAAGUAGGAUGAGUCCAUCUGUGAUCUUAACGAUAAAGGAAUUUUUAUCGGAUUUAGCGCCAAUUACCACUCAGAAACCUCUCACGGAAAUAACGGUUGACAAAGGCAACGACGUCCAUCUUCCGUGUAAUGUUCAAGGCAAUCCUCCGCCAAAAUUCAAUUGGUUUCGCUUGUCCAGCUCAGGAUCGAUUUAUGCCGUUCCAUCAUCCAAACGCAUUUUCUCAUCACAGUCAUUAUUGUUUAUUCGAGAAAGCGAUGAAAGGGACACCGGUAGAUGGAUAUGCAAGGCAGUGAAUCAGUUCGGUGAGCAGGAACUUCAUAUUCAUUUGACAAUCAACUCGGAGCUAGUGGUGCAAAUCCAACCACAAAUACAAAUUGUUAAUACUGGAACUCCUGCCAAAUUCAACUGCAUGAUAGUUGGCUCAAAAAUAGGGAAAAUCGAGUGGAUUCACAACGGACUUGUUGUGGAUGACAACGACGCAAAAAGUGGAAGAAUAACAUUCAUAACACCGACUAUUUUAUCAAUAAACAAUGCCAACAAGAACGAUCGUGGUGUUUAUCAAUGUAUUGUAUCCAAUACAAUAGGUAGCGAACAGGCCAGUGCAGAGUUGGAAAUCGGAGAAACCCCACCAGAAAUCAUCUACAGUUUUGCAGAGCAGAACGUGCGUCCAGUUGCGUUUGUAUCUCUCAAAUGCACAGCAUCCGGCUCACCACAACCACAAUUUUCCUGGAUGCUAGAUUACCAACCAAUUUUAUCUUCAAUUCAUCAAUAUACGUUCGAUCAAUUCAUGACUAACGACGGUUACAUAACAACCCAUUUGAAUAUAACUCAUGUUAAUGCGGACGACGGGGGACUAUACACGUGUAUAGCAUCCAACACCAUCGGUGCGGCUAGACAUAAGGCACGUCUGAAUGUUUAUGGACCACCAUACAUUAGAGCGAUUGGAUCAAUCAAGGCAAUAACAGGCGAGGCGAAAGAAAUUUACUGUCCAUAUUCAGGAUAUCCGAUCCAGAGCAUACGAUGGAUACGCAACGGGCAUAACAUUACUUCAAACGCAAAGUAUACCGUCGGUGAUGUGAGCAGCGGAGGUAUGUUGAAAAUACACCGUGUUGAUGGUGUUCAAGACGAAGGCGCAUAUACUUGUAUAGCUACCAAUCCUAGUGGCGACGAAGCACGCAGAGAAAUGCAACUUGUGAUCCAUAGUCCCCCGGCAAUCGAACCGUUUUCAUUCCCAAAGAACAUAAACGUCGGCGGUAGGGCUCAAUUGACAUGUGCUGUAUCGUCGGGAGACAUGCCAAUACAUUUCAGUUGGAAAAAGGACGGAUCGAACAUCCCACUGAGUUUGCAAAUUUCUGAGAAAAAGGAAGAAUUCUUUACGUUGCUCGUUCUGAAAGAUAUUUCUGCAAAACAUAGUGGUAAAUACACAUGUUUUGCGGUAAAUUCUGCUGCCCAGGCUAACUACUCGGCAGAGCUGCUUGUUCAAGUACCACCCUUCUGGAAGCUGGAACCAACCGAUUUAUCUGUUAUAUUCGGAAACGCAAUUGCAAUGGCUUGUGAAGCUGAUGGUUUUCCUGAACCGAAAAUUAGAUGGCUUCGUGGUCAGAGGAAAACGCCCAACGAAUUUCAUCCAAUACCUUCGAAAAAUAACACUCUCAGUGUGAACUACGCUACAUCUUCAGAUGCAGGAUAUUACAUGUGUGAGGCGUUCAAUGGUGUGGGAAGCAAUCUAACAAAGGUCGUAUAUAUACACGUCAACGUAGCAGUUCAUUUUGAUAGUCCGAUGAAGAAUAUGUCAACGAAACGGGGUAAUGAUAUUACAAUGGAAUGCAUGGCACUAGGUGAUGAUCCGAUCGAUGUUUUUUGGAUGCACAAGAAUUCGCGAAUAGAUUUAAACAAUUAUAGGUACAGCAUAGUUGAACUGAAAACAGAGACUGGUGUACGAUCUCAACUAACUAUAAGGCACACAGAAAGAUUUGACUCGGGCAAAUAUACAUGCUCAGCUGAAAAUUUGUAUGGAACAAGCGAGUUCAGUAUCUACCUAGCUGUACAGGAAAGACCGGAUCCUCCUACAGAUUUAGAAGUAAUAGAAGUGAAAAGUAGAAGGGUAAAACUAUCUUGGAAGCGUCCAUAUGAUGGAAUGUCUCCAGAACUAAGCUACCUUGUACAAUACCAACCGCUCAACAUGAAAAAGGAAUAUGCCGAUUUUAAGCUAGAAACGUCGUGGGAAAGUUCAUCCAUUAUGAAUUUAACACUAUUGAACGUAAACGGGAUGAAGUACAUAGAAGGUGUUACAAAAGAUGAAGCGUUCGUCAAUAACUUACAUCCAGCAACACAGUAUUUGAUACGGAUGCAAGCCAUCAAUGAAAUUGAAAGCUCCGCCUUUACCGAUUCAAUUAUGGCAAUGACUAAGGAAGAAGCACCUACAGAACCUCCUGCGAAAUUGGAAGUUAAAACUGGUGGCCAGGGUGAGCUGAUUGUAACAUGGGAUAUUCCUGCCAAACACUCGUGGAAUGGAGAUCUUCUUGGGUAUACAAUUAGUUGCGUAGAAGAAAAACAGAACAUAAUUAACAUAAACACGAAUGACACAGCCAUCCUAUCGUUUACGUUCGUUGGCUGGGCCACGUCGAAAAUUUUAAUUCCUAACUUGAAAAAAUUUACAAAAUACGCGGUAAAAAUACGCACAUACAACACGAUUGCUGCUAGUCCUUGGAGCGCAAUCACCUAUGCGACUACUUUAGAAGAUGUCCCUGAAGCACCACCUCAAAAUGUCUCCUGCAAAAGUUUAUCAUCACAAAGUAUAAAAGUGGAAUGGCAAGAACCACCGUCGGAUCGGCACAACGGGAUGCUGCAGGGAUAUAAAAUAUUAUUCAGGCCGCUGACUAAAAACAAUGAAUUUAUACUACCAUAUGAAGUUAAAAGAACAUCUAACAUGGAAACAUAUUUACACGCUCUCUUGAAAGCAACGAAUUAUUCGAUACAGGUUCUUAGUUUCACCCUUUCAGGAGACGGUGCUGAGAGUUUUCCAAUUUACUGUACUACAGAAGAAGAUGUUCCUAAUCCACCUGCUAGGAUAAAGGCUUUAACCCUCACAGCGGAUUCUAUUUUGUUAGCCUGGCUGCAGCCAGAUCAUGCCAAUGGAAUAAUAACGCAUUAUACAAUCUUUAGUAAAGAGCAUGGACGGAUGAGUCAAGCCAAAAGUUAUAAAGUUCGGAUAGAUAACAAUAAACCUUUACUUUAUGAAAUUCGUGGACUGAUGGAAAAUGUAAAAUAUGAUUUCUGGAUGACUGCAUCUACAUCCAAAGGCGAUGGAGACCCAACGAAUAUAGUUUCACAAUUCACGAGUACUCGAGCACCGGCGAAAAUUGCAUCAUUCUCCAACACGAUAAAGGUAUCAGUAGGUGCGAGCAUAUCUUUAGAAUGCUUUGCUGUAGGCAAUCCAACACCUAGAACUCGAUGGAUACGAAAUGACCAACCCGUUACGUUUAGUCCAUAUUAUUCCGUCUCCCAAGGAUAUUUGAGAAUCCAUCGUAUUGAAUCAAUCUUAUCAGGAAAUUAUUCUUGUUCGGCUAAAAAUCUGUUCGGUGAAGACGACAUACUGUAUACGCUUAUUGCCAUACAGGCACCGAACAUUUCGUUAUUCUCAGUUCAAUAUGCGUCACACGAUAGCAUUAGGGUUAUAUGGGAAACUUCGAACGACGGUGGAGCGCCACUUCAAGGAUACUACCUAUUCUACAGACCAGCCGUCGGUACUUGGUCAAGCGUGUCUAUUCCUUAUGAUCAAAACACGUAUACUUUAUACGGACUGAAAUGUGGCACAAAGUAUAUUUUGAAAAUGAACGCACAUAACAAAGUGGGGAAUGGCGAUUCAACAGAUGAAUUAGUAUUAUGGACAAAAGGAAAAGCUCCACAAAUACCAGAACAUCGUGAUUUCAUUUCUACCAAUUCAUCUUGUCUAAAUUUACAUUUAAACGCAUGGCACAACGGUGGCUGCCCUAUAUCGCAUUUUUCGAUAGACUAUCGCCGAUUACAUACGCCGUUUUGGACAACAGUUGCAUCGAACAUCUAUACAAUGUUCAAUGAAAAUAUGUCAUUUUGUGAAUUUGUGCAAGCGACUUGGUAUGAGUUGAAGAUACAAUCGAGAAACGAUGCUGGUGAAACAACAGCGCUAUACAAAUUUGCAACCACCACGAUUUCCGGCGAGGAAAUUUCACAACCCAACUAUAUACCUAUUGAGACUGAAAACGAAUUUGAGUUGGUGGAAGCUGGAGAAGAUUCACAGUUUGUACAUUUCGGCGUAGUUGUUGUGGCUCUAGCAGCUAUGGUAUUAUUUCUCAUUAUAUUUGUCCGAUACAAGAAGGUAUGUUGCUUUGAAGAUUGCUUCGCACAAAACAGUGAGGACAUUCUCAAAAGCCAUAACUCAAAAGUGGAUCGCGUAUGUGAAGAAAAUCAACAGGUCUACAGCGCGUCGCCAUUGAAAUUUGUCGACAAGGACGACAGCUCGGAGAUGUAUGAAAUAUCGCCAUAUGCUACCUUCAAUGAUUGUGCAAAACGUACAAACAAACCGCCGAUUCGUAGUAGAACUUCUUCAUCGCUAGAUUUUGCACUUCUGGACAUCUGGAAAACGACCUAGCCACAACAGGCCACCCAACACGCGAAUACACUUGACUGGAAAACGGCUGACGUAAACACACGUAUAGUACAGAUGAGUAUUUACGAACGUUCCCAGCGAUCCAAUGCAAUAAAAAUGUUGAGAGCGACGGGAGAGGAGAUCCAAAAAAUGGAAUAAACAACCACCGUAUCUGUAAUUAUGUCAGAAAGUGGUGAUAAUAGUCGAAAAAAAACAAAUUGCGCAAUAAACCUGCAUUGAGCAUUCCUAUCUAAAAAAAUGCGUGGGCAUGAAAAGUAAAAUAUUGUUAUUUUAAUCCUUUUUUCAGAUAUAUCAACUUCAUUGACCAUAAACUGUUUUAAUCAAAUAAGAAAUAAAUACAAUAGUUGAAGCAAUACUUCACAGACUAUGUGCCAGAAAGUAA